Messenger RNA from Hermetia illucens (black soldier fly), 570 nucleotides. RefSeq lists its product as uncharacterized. NCBI's taxonomy places the organism in Eukaryota, Metazoa, Arthropoda, Insecta, Diptera, Stratiomyidae. The transcript is spliced from 2 exons. Bases 134 to 442 code for a protein of 102 amino acids. The record is from RefSeq and is a predicted model, not a curated record.
UUUAUCUUCAAUGGCAAAUUAAUAAUCGUGAGAAGGAUCUUCAGACUCAUUCUAGGCCGCAAUACGUACCUUCUAUAAAAGGGGUCGUGUUCUCCUUAGUCAGUGCAGAGAAGACCCGAUAUUCGCCACAAACAUGAAGACCGUUUUACUUUUCUUCUUACUUUCCACAUUGGUUGCUACUUGUCUGGGAGCUGUAUACACGCAAGGUCAUAAUGGUCGACCGGCCUGCCUAACAGAUGUAGAAUUAAGUCGUCCUUGGAAAAAUAAUUUUGAUCCUACCAGAUAUUUUGUGUGCGUAGCCAAAGGUAUACCUGGGAUCGAACUUCAAUGUCCCUCGUCAUACGGAUUCAUGGAUUCUCCCCCUGUCUUUGGGUGCGUCACGUUUGACAACUUUCAGCCGUUGGAACCUCGCGAUCCGCCAAGUUUAGCUGCUAUGAACUGAUGAGCCAUUACCGAAAAUACUUUACAUACUUGUGAUUAACCUGGGGCAGAAGAUAAUAUGUUAUAUUAUUAUUCAUAUUCACAAACAAUAAAUAUAUGGAUCCAUACAAAUUUAUAAUAGCAGCAAAC